Messenger RNA from Priapulus caudatus, 1281 nucleotides. Its product is annotated as allatostatin-A receptor-like. Gene Ontology annotation, biological process: G protein-coupled receptor signaling pathway. The record is from RefSeq and is a predicted model, not a curated record. Lineage: Eukaryota; Metazoa; Priapulida; Priapulimorpha; Priapulimorphida; Priapulidae. The annotation marks the transcript as partial. Gene Ontology annotation, cellular component: membrane. Gene Ontology annotation, molecular function: G protein-coupled receptor activity. The transcript is spliced from 2 exons.
CUUCCUCCGUCCGUUCAUUGUUCCGUGCGCCCCCCUUCCCUUAGUCCCUCUAGGGCGCUUCUCCUCCUUACGUCACUGCUGCGUCACCGACGACGUCACACUCACGCGUGCACCAUGAACAACACGACGCUACCUGGCGGCAUCCGCCUAUGCCCGGAGAACGACACGAACGCCACCAACUGCACGAGGGCGGAGGAUUUCAUGGAGUACGAGGACACGAUCGAGUUCGAAAAAAUCGUCGGCAUCGUCGUUCCGAUCGUCUUCAGCCUCAUCAUGGUGAUCGGCCUCGUCGGCAACGCCCUCGUCAUCAUCGUCGUCUCCUGUAACCCGCUCAUGCGCAACACGACCAACGUGCUCAUCAUCUCGCUCGCCAUCUCCGACCUCAGCUUCAUCAUCAUCUGCGUGCCGUUCACGGCCACCGACUACGCGCUGCCGAUCUGGCCGUUCGGCAACGUCUGGUGCAAGAUCGUGCAGUACAUGAUCAACGUGUGCGCCUACGCGAGCGUCUACACGCUCGUGCUCAUGUCGCUCGACCGCUACCUCGCCGUCGUGCAUCCGAUAGCAUCGAUGGGCGUACGAACGACGCGCAACUCGUGGGUGGCGAUCGGCAUUCUCUGGGCGAUCAUUCUCCUCUGCAACAUCCCCGCCUUGUUCAUCUACGAAGCCAUCGACUACCUGUUCAUCAACGAGGACCGUAGCGCGUGCAUGAUGACGUUCGGUGCGCCGAGUCCGCACAUGAUCAACAUGAACCACGUCCGCAUCUUCCACAUUUGCUUCUUCGUUCUGUCCUACUUCAUCCCGCUGACGGCAACCUGCGGACUGUACGUGUUCAUGUUGAAGAGGCUCUGGUACGGCUCGACGCCCGGCGGCAAUAUCUCAUCGGAGAGCCUCCGCUCGAAGAAGCGCGUCACGCGCAUGGUCGUCGUCGUCGUCGUCAUCUUCGCGCUCUGCUGGCUGCCGAUACAGAUCAUCUUCGUCGUCACGAAGACGUCGGGCACGAUGUCGCAAUCCUCGAAGGCGCUGCUCGCCUUCCAGAUCGUCGGUCAGUGUCUCGCCUACACCAACAGCUGCGUCAAUCCGAUCCUCUACGCGUUCUUGUCCGACAAUUUCCGAAAAGGCUUCAAGAAAGUUCUCUGCUGCGGAUCGAGCGUCGCGCGGCAGCGCCGCUCCUACACGGCCGACUUUGAGCGGACGGACUGCGUUUCCGGUAGGAGCGCAACGACGACGACGCGAAACGGAACCAAAGUUAACGAGAAACUCAUCGGCGAGCAUGCCGUGUGA